GACUCGGAGUAAUAUUGUUGCGUGCGGUAACGACACCCUUACAGCACACGGACGUUUACAAGAACAAACUGGCGACUUUGGCACGAACAACUCACGAACCGCCAACUCGAGUAUUACAGGGUCUGGCCAACUACACUCGGCCUCGAGCCACGCAUCUCAUUGCGCCAGCAACAGACACGGGGCUCGCAUAACCAAGAGUCGAGUGUAGCCGAGAGACUGUCAGAGUUGGUGGCGUAGAGAGUCAGGUGCUCACUAUGAGCAACCUACUCACCUCCCGCCAAGCGGAGGAACUUCACAAGUCUCUCAUCGCCUACCUAUCGUCAUGCGGCUAUACCAGGUCCGCUCAAGCAAUACGGGAGGAGCUAGAGAUAUCGGAAAGCAGCUUCGACGCUGCAACUUGCAAGAAGUAUGAGGGCCUACUCGAGAAGAAGUGGACUUCAGUGGUGCGGCUGCAGAAGAAGAUCAUGGACCUCGAGACGAAAACGCAGCAACUCCAGCAUGAGCUCGACAACGCCACACCAAGCAGUCUAGCGGCGAGGAAGAACCACGACCCAACCACAUGGCUACCCCGAGCACCUGCACGGUACACACUGCAGUCGCAUAAGAACCCAAUCACAUGCAUUGCUUUUCAUCCCAUCUUCUCAAGUUUAGCAUCCGGCAGCGAAGACUGCAGCAUCAAGAUCUGGGACCACGAGCUUGGCGAGCUCGAGCGAACACUCAAAUCCCACACCAAAGCCGUGCUAGACGUCGAUUACGGCGGCCCUCGGGGCAACACUCUCCUCGCAUCCUGCAGCUCCGACUUAACCAUCAAACUAUGGGAUCCCGCAGACGAGUACAAGAACAUUCGCACACUACCCGGCCACGACCACAGCGUCAGCAGCGUCCGGUUCAUUCCUUCCGGCGCGGCUGGCGCACCAUUAUCCGGCAACCUCCUCGCUUCCGCGAGCCGAGACAAAACCAUACGAAUAUGGGACGUCACGACAGGAUACUGUCUGCGCACGUUACCAGGUCACGGGGACUGGGUACGCUCACUGUCACCCUCAGCGGACGGCCGAUGGCUGGUCUCAACAUCCUCCGACCAAAGCGCACGGAUGUGGGAUCUCAGCCAACCCGACACCAACGCCCUGAAGCAGACAUUCAUGGCGCACGACCACGUCGUCGAAUGCUGUGCCUUCGCGCCCGCUGCGACGUACCCACAUCUGUCCGCUAUCGCAGGCCUGAAGAAGCCGCCUCCGCCGACUAGCGCGGCCGAGUACCUAGCUACCGGCGGCCGCGACAAGCUGAUCAAGAUCUUCUCCGUCAAUGGCCUGUGCAUCAAGACGCUCACGGGCCACGACAACUGGAUCCGAGCACUAGUCUGGCACCCUGGUGGGAAGUACCUCCUUUCUUGCGCGGACGACAAAACGAUACGCUGCUGGGACCUGGCGCAAGAAGGGAAGUGUGUAAGAGUUCUCGAGGCUGCGGAUCAUUUCGUCAGUUGUUUACGGUGGGCGCCUAGUGUAUAUAAGGAUGCCGCAGCGACGGCCACAAAUGGGCAAAGUAAUGGAGUGCCGACUAACGGCGUGACGGACGCACCCAAGGAGCAGAUCCGGUGUCUAGUUGCAUGUGGCAGUGUGGAUUUGAAUGUGAGGAUCUUCAGUGCUUGAAUCGUAGAAGUAUACGCGGAUAUACUUUCUCCAUCAGAUGUUGCACUC
Molecule: messenger RNA, 1694 nt
Organism: Baudoinia panamericana UAMH 10762
Lineage: Eukaryota; Fungi; Ascomycota; Dothideomycetes; Mycosphaerellales; Teratosphaeriaceae
Exons: 2
Coding region: 255-1646 (463 amino acids)
Cellular component (GO): Set1C/COMPASS complex
Molecular function (GO): histone binding
Source: RefSeq, a predicted model, not a curated record